This is a messenger RNA of Electrophorus electricus (electric eel), 1667 nucleotides long. It is a transcript of the gene svbp, whose product is annotated as small vasohibin binding protein. The record is from RefSeq and is a predicted model, not a curated record. Lineage: Eukaryota; Metazoa; Chordata; Actinopteri; Gymnotiformes; Gymnotidae. Gene Ontology annotation, biological process: negative regulation of protein ubiquitination; protein secretion. Gene Ontology annotation, cellular component: apical part of cell.
GCUCGCGGCGUUGGGGCUGUUAGCUAGCCGUUAGCUAAACAGCCAUAGAUAUAACAUUUUUAUAAUCUGCACAUUAUUUGCUUUAUUUCUUGCAUGGUGGUGGUCAGUUUGGCCCAGUAGAAGCCACUAAGCCCAGACGCGGUGAGCGAUGGAACCAGCCUGCAGAAAGGACAAACAGAAACAGAAGGAGACUCCUACGCGAGGAGACCGAGCUAGGCAGAAAUCCGCCCAGCAGGAGCUGAAGCAGAGGCAGAGGGCAGAGAUUUACGCACUGAACAAGGUUAUGACAGAACUUGAACAGCAGCAGUUUGAGGCCUUCUGCAAGCAAAUGCAGUCACAAGCUGAAUGAAGACGAGUUAGAAGAUUCACACCACCAAGGACAGACCCAGAUGAGCUAGAAGAUACAUACCACUGAGGACAGACCCAGAAUAGCUAGAAGAUACACGCCACUGAGGACAGAUCCAGACGGCCUUACCAUACUAACCUUGUGGGGUCCAUGGGUUAACAAAAUAACUUUUUUUGUGUGUUGAGGUAAACGAAGUUAAUACAACAUUGGCUCAGCAGUGUACCAACUUUGUGAUACAAACUCAGGGCCUGGAUUCACAAAGUAUUUUAAAGUUCUUUAAUGGACCUUUGCCACUAUGUGGUUAAAAGCAGAUCUUAGACUGAGGAUCUUUGUAAAUAUCCCAAGUGCAGAACCAUGUUACUGGUUUUUGUAACGUUGGCCCAAGUGCCGCAGGGCGCGGAACAGGACGCACAGACUCCCUUGACUUAGUGAGACGUUUAAUGACAUAGAACAUUGAUGACACUUGCGGCACUCACACAACAACGAACAGUAGACAGGAACAACGACAUAUCAGGCUAAUAUUGGCUACACACACAAUAACACUAACGAUAAUGACCAACGACAAGGCACACACAGAGGCGGGGGUUUAAAUAGUCAGAGGAACACUUAACAUCAACCCCUGCACAGGUGUGUGCCAUCAAACUAUGGUGAACCCCCCUGCAUGCGGCAGGCCGUACCACGCGACUCAUGGGGGAGGGGUGGGCAUUCCAUGACAGUUUUACUACCGUGGUAUAGGUAAGUAUACGUUCCGAUAAUCCGUCAGUUUGUCCAACAUAGUGCAUCUUGCAUAAUAGUGAUCCAAUGCACAGAGUAUUGAGUGUGUGUUUGUUGUAUGGUUUCAGGACAAAGUACUUCGAUCAGAAUUAAUGGACAAUCAAAGAACAGAUGAAAAUAUCAGUAUUGUAUGGUUUUUGAACAAGUUUUGCAAUUAUACCAAAAUGAUCAAAUUGUUUCAUAAUAAACCACUCCAGUCUCUAUAAAGACUCUAAAAGCAACAGUGAAUGAACACAAGGUUAAAUAUAGGUGCAACUGUCCACUACCAUUAAUACCCAAAAAGGUUAGUUGAAUACUAUUUAUCAUAAAAGGAAUCAUUUGCGUGAUGUACAGUUCUAUUAUGUUCUGUGUUGGUUUUAAGCGCCUUGUAUUACAACUCACUAUUGCACGUCCUUUUUAAUGUAGAUUGUGGAGUAUUUCUGGUGUGAGAUACCUGGUCUCUAUGAUUUUGGCUAGUUUCCAAUAACCCAUAAAAAAAAAAAUCUGAAUGACAUUCACAUUACUCAUGUUCAUCUCGUUUUCCUUUUGAUUAAACUCACUGAUGAUU